CCGGAAUCAUAAUAAACGGACAGCGGCCGUAUGCACCAUCGCAUCGGGCCUUUGGUCGAUGGAAAACGGCAAAAGCGCGGAGAUUCCCCGCACAGAGGCGAGCAGCAGCGCGGAUGGGAGCUGCAGCAUCGCUCGGAUGGGUGUGUGAUCCUCUUCCUCCGAGCAGCAGCUGGGAACAAAGGUCUGCCAGCAUCCUCACCCGGACCGGGACAACAACAUCAUGAAGUUGGCAGUGCUUCUCCUCUUCUUGUCCGUGUCUCCGCAGUCCUUUGCUGCCAUCGCCGCUCCAAAAGAGUUUGUGUCUUUGGCGGAGAUGGAGGCCACUUUGCUCAGGAACCUUUUCCAAGGCUACCAGCGCUGGGUGAGGCCCAUUCAGCGUAACAACGACACCAUUCAAGUUCGCUUUGGACUCAAGAUCUCGCAGCUGGUUGAUGUGGAUGAGAAAAACCAACUAAUGACAACUAAUGUUUGGUUGCGUCAGGAGUGGAUUGAUUACAAGCUGAGAUGGAAUCCAGAAAAAUAUGGUGGAAUCACCAACAUCAGAGUUCCCUCAGAAAACCUCUGGCUUCCAGACAUAGUCCUUUAUGAGAAUGCUGAUGGGAGGUUUGAGGGCUCGCUGAUGACCAAAGCUAUUGUGAAGUUCAAUGGUGCCAUCACCUGGACGCCUCCUGCCAGUUACAAGUCUGCUUGCACCAUGGACGUCACCUUCUUCCCCUUCGACCGGCAGAACUGCUCCAUGAAGUUUGGCUCCUGGACCUAUGAUGGAAACAUGGUGGACCUGGUUCUGAUGGACAUCCAGGUUGAUCGUAAAGACUUCUUUGAUAACGGGGAGUGGGAGAUACUCAGUGCCACUGGCUCCAGGGGAAACAGGAAGGAUGGCUUGUAUUUUUACCCAUUCAUCACUUACUCCUUCAUUUUGAAGCGGUUGCCGCUGUUCUACACGCUCUUCCUGAUCAUCCCGUGCUUGGGUUUGUCCUUCCUGACUGUCCUGGUGUUUUACCUCCCCUCAGAUGAAGGAGAGAAGCUGUCACUCUCCACCUCUGUCCUUGUGUCACUCACUGUGUUCCUUUUGGUCAUCGAAGAAAUCAUUCCCUCCUCCUCUAAGGUGAUCCCGCUCAUUGGAGAAUAUCUCCUCUUCAUCAUGAUCUUCGUCACCCUUUCCAUCAUCGUCACUGUCUUUGUCAUUAAUGUGCACCACCGCUCCUCGGCCACCUACCACCCAAUGUCGCCGUGGGUUCGCAACCUUUUCCUCCAGAAACUGCCAAGAUUGCUGUGCAUGAGAGGACACACGGACCGGUAUCACUACCCAGAGCUGGCCCCUGAGAGCCCUGAGCUGAAAACUCGCUCUGGGGGCCGGAAAGGAGGCCAGAGGACGAGCAGCGGAGUCCACGGAGUGUCAACACCUGAGGGGAAGGAUGAAGAGGUGUGGGCCACCAUGUUGGAGAAAGCCAUCUCCUCAGUGCGUUAUAUCAGCAGACAUAUCCGGAAAGAGCACUUUAUCCGGGAGGUGGUCCAAGACUGGAAGUUUGUGGCCCAGGUGUUAGACAGGAUCUUCCUCUGGGCGUUCCUCUCCGUCUCAAUACUAGGCACUGUCCUUAUCUUCACUCCUGCUCUGCAGAAUUUCCUAAAAGUCCCUCCACCAGCUGCGAGUGAGGAGCCACCUCUACACCAGUAACAAUAACCAGAGUCCAUAAAACAUCCUACCACUGAUCAAGAAGAAGCCACUAUGGCUUUUAUCUGAGUAUUUUGACUCUUUGACUCAUUCUUUUGAUCCACCAUGUUGUGUGUUACAGUCAAUUAAGUAAGUAUAUGUAUGUUUCAUGUACAUAGCAUGGCAUUUCAAAUUAUUAUGAUGGCAUAACAUGUUUGUUUGUAGGUAUAUAAGACGAUCUGGGUUAACGUUAGGUCAAGACAUUUACAUAGAAAAAGUUUUUCAAAACAAACAUGCUGAUCGUAUAUAAAUAAAAGCGUUACAUUUACAUACAUUACAUACAUUACAUAUAUUAUGUACAGUAAAACAGAGAAUAUAGGUGUUAAAAACCCAAUCGGAUUUAAUAUAAAUGCACAAAAACCUUCAUGACUGACUCGAUUCACACACUCUCAGCUCUGCAUUAUUGUUCAUGUUUAAUUCAGUGCUUGGUGUUUUCUUUCAAUGUGCCAUUUUUCAGCUGCUGUAAAGCAAACGUGCACACUGUGGCUCAGUGGAAAAAACCCAUCUAAGACUGCCAGUGUCAAACAACUGUUUCAACUGUCUCUUCCUUUUAUAGACAGUCAUCCUGUCACUAUUUACUCUGUUAACUGUCACUUGCCUAAAGCACAAAAUACCUCUGCUGUAACUACAUUGUACUGUACUGUAAAAAAAAACACAACUUAUUUAGUCUCUCAACAUGCCAACAACAUUAAAACUACCUUACAUAUUUCUUAGAGGAAACUCCAUUUUCAUAAAGUACAUGUCUGCAAAACUCUUGAAGUCAUUAAAUGUGAUAUAUAUAUAUGUGGGGGCAUAUAUUAAUGACUAUGGAGCUGAAACAUGUGCUAUUGUGUCCGAUUCGCUUUUGUCCUUCUGUUGAACACGUUUCAUUGUCAUUGUCUCAUUCUGCUUAAUUGCUUAACUGUUUUUUUUUUUUGUCACACCAGACAGAUGAUUAAGCAACAUAUAACAUGUACUAAAUUAAUGGAAAUUUUAAAGACUCAUCAAAGGUACAGCAUUAUAAUUAGUAAAAAGUACUUCAUAGUCAUAAUAAAGUUGGUUUAAAUACGCAAGGCUUUCAUUUUUCUUUUCAAACACCAUUUUAACUGCCAUUUUCAUUCAGUGACAAUUAGUUCAUCUUCAUAUUUAAAGCACAACAUUUGAGGCAUUCGCACUGAUAUUACAGCAAUAAAGAUGAAAGGAAAAGAAAGUUUGAAGUGGUGUAUUACAAUAAAUACAUAUAUAUAUACAGCUAGUAGCACCACCCAGUGGAAAACCCAGAAAAAUACAUAAUAUAAAAACAUCUUUUUAAACUUUUUAACCACAAAAAGCUUUAAAUACAUGAUUGAGACUGAAAAUUGAGAUGCAAAAUAGAUGAUCCUCUUCAAUAUAUAUAGGAAUAUUAACAAAGACUUAUUACAAUGUUAGACAUUUGUAUUGUGUUGUACUUUUAGGCUUGGGGCCAUUGGGCCCCUGAAGUCCCCCUGUCCUGUCACUCAUCUGACCUUUAUCUAGCCAAAACAGUUAGUGGCAGGUGUUUGCCAUAUAGAAAUGUUCACUGCCAAUAUAGCUUACCAAAGAAAUAAGAACGUCUUCAAUGCUGCAAGAGGACUUGAUAAAAGGCUGAAUUUGAGUCAUCCAGCCUGUUAGUGCCAGUCAGUGUUUUGUGGAGUUUCUUAGUCUGGUAAGUCACAAAUCUCCAUGUUAGUUGUCAUCAAUGUGUAAAGAUCUGCUGUCAGUGAGUUCAAGACUGACAAACAUUACCACUGCUGGAUGUAAGUUAAUAGGAACUUGUGUUUAGGCUGCACUGUUGCUAAUAAAUCUCUUACUAAUCCAGGUGCUCCUGUGUUUGGCUGUGUGUGAUUGAAAGUACUUGGUCCAUCCACAUUAAAAUCAAAUGUAAAUUGUGUACUG
Molecule: messenger RNA, 3604 nt
Organism: Cololabis saira (Pacific saury)
Lineage: Eukaryota; Metazoa; Chordata; Actinopteri; Beloniformes; Belonidae
Product: neuronal acetylcholine receptor subunit non-alpha-2-like
Exons: 6
Coding region: 221-1675 (484 amino acids)
Biological process (GO): monoatomic ion transmembrane transport; regulation of membrane potential; signal transduction
Cellular component (GO): synapse; neuron projection; postsynaptic membrane
Molecular function (GO): transmembrane signaling receptor activity; acetylcholine-gated monoatomic cation-selective channel activity
Source: RefSeq, a predicted model, not a curated record